Molecule: messenger RNA, 453 nt
Organism: Cryphonectria parasitica EP155
Lineage: Eukaryota; Fungi; Ascomycota; Sordariomycetes; Diaporthales; Cryphonectriaceae
Exons: 3
Coding region: 1-453 (150 amino acids)
Source: RefSeq, a predicted model, not a curated record
AUGUCUUCUCGUACCCCAAGCCCUUCUGACAUGGAUAUUGGAAGCCCUUUGCCACUACUGGCACAUACGCCGACUCUGCCCCCAUCAACUACAAUGACUGAGAUGAGAACCAUGUCUUUUCAUGAGGAGGGAUCUCUAGAUGAGAAUCUGCUGGCAGCACUGCCGUCCCCUGCCUCUGAUCUCAGAGCUACACCACCACUGGCAGCUUAUCCUACUCAUCCUACACCUGACACUGUUGAGGCAGACAUGUCAUCUCUGGGCCGGAACCCGCAGUGGCCGAUCUACCCCUGUGAGCAUGCUAAAUGGGUAGUCCAUAACCAGUUUCAAGGGGAAAGAAGCACUACUCUAUUCGAUGUUGAGCUGGGACCGGUAGCAUGCAACUCUACCACCUUGGUAAACAAAGAUUACCAUGGAUUGAUGUCGUUCUUCGUAAACAGCCCUGUCACGCCUUAA